AUGUUGGGUUCUGGCGAUGUAUUGUUCGACGGUCCUGGAUGUCGGGUGCGGGCGAAGCGUGAUCGAGCAUUGAGCGUCUGGCGCUUUGAUCUUGCGCGUGAAUCGUUUGAGCAAGCGGGUGAUUUGGGGAGUUUGUUGCUUUUGUUGCUUUCGCAGGGGGAUAGGAAGGGGUUGCAGGGGUUGGUUAAGUUGGCUGAGGAGAAGGGCCAGAACAACCUCGCGUUUGCUACGCUUUUGCAGUUGGGUGAUACCAAGGGCUGUGUUGAUCUUUUGAUCAAGACGCAGAGGGUUCCGGAGGCUGCAUUGUUUGCGAGGACGUAUGCUCCUAGCCUCGUCCCUUCGGCUGUGAAAGCUUGGAAAGCUGAUUUGACGGCCAAGGGUCGACCGAAGAUUGCGGAGGGUAUUGCUGAUCCUGAUGAGCAUAAGGAGUUGUUUGAGGAGGGGUGGGAGGAGGCGUUGAGGCAUGAGAAGGAGGGUGUGGAUGAGGAUGAGGACGAUGAUGAGGACGAUGAGGAUGAGGAUGAUGACGAUGACGAUGAUGAUGAGGAGAGUGAUGAGGAGUAG
Coprinopsis cinerea okayama7#130 is the source of this 564-nucleotide messenger RNA. RefSeq lists its product as hypothetical. Lineage: Eukaryota; Fungi; Basidiomycota; Agaricomycetes; Agaricales; Psathyrellaceae. The transcript is spliced from 4 exons. The record is from RefSeq and is a predicted model, not a curated record. Gene Ontology annotation, biological process: vesicle-mediated transport; intracellular protein transport. Gene Ontology annotation, molecular function: structural molecule activity. The coding region runs from base 1 to 564 and encodes 187 amino acids. Gene Ontology annotation, cellular component: membrane coat.